Drosophila albomicans is the source of this 448-nucleotide messenger RNA. It is a transcript of the gene COX7C, whose product is annotated as cytochrome c oxidase subunit 7C, mitochondrial. The record is from RefSeq and is a predicted model, not a curated record. The transcript has 3 exons. The coding region runs from base 82 to 282 and encodes 66 amino acids. NCBI's taxonomy places the organism in Eukaryota, Metazoa, Arthropoda, Insecta, Diptera, Drosophilidae. Gene Ontology annotation, biological process: mitochondrial electron transport, cytochrome c to oxygen.
CUUGUGGUCACACUUUUUCUUCAGCCCAAACCAUUCUGGUACUCGCAGUUUUCAUAAAAACAAAAAACUCAAAUUAACAAGAUGUUGGGCCGCAGCAGUGUUAUUGCACGUAACUUCUCCCAAUCCAUGGUCCGCUAUAGCGGCCACGGUGGUGUUCCCGGUGAGAACUUGCCCUUCAGCCUGCAGAACAAGUAUAGGAUCACCGCUCUAUUCACCAUCGGCUGUGUUUUGGGCUUUGGCUCUCCCUUCUUGAUCGUCAGACAUCAGCUGUUGAAGAAGUAAAGUGUCCGUAGCGACGUCGCAGCCCCGACAGCCGCAGUUCUCAACAACAAUGUAAGAUUUCGACGUUUGUUAGAGGCAGGCAUGUCGUCAAUUGUGUUACACAUUAACAUUAAGUCAACAGUUUAAACGUAAUAAAUAAAAAUUACCCAGAAACUAUAGACCGAAA